AUGAUCGUUGAAGCUGCUUUUUCUCGAAACUGCCGUACAAAUGACUCGAGUGCAGAUAUCCCUACUCUCUACGACUCGAGCCAGCAAGACCUCAGCCACCUGGAUGGCUGCACCAACCUCACCGGCAACAUCGUACUGUUACCCGACUACUCCGGUCCGUUCAAGCUGAAUGGCGUCACAGAAUUAAAUGGCGGAAUCGCGAUGAACGCUUCCGAGUACUCGGAGAAUGUGGAAUCUUUCGAGAUGCUCGAUGUGGUCAACUACGCUGGGAUACUGGAGCUCUACCAGGUUUCCGACGUGCGGCUCCUCAAGGUUUAG
Molecule: messenger RNA, 318 nt
Organism: Aspergillus versicolor CBS 583.65
Lineage: Eukaryota; Fungi; Ascomycota; Eurotiomycetes; Eurotiales; Aspergillaceae
Exons: 2
Coding region: 1-318 (105 amino acids)
Source: RefSeq, a predicted model, not a curated record